AUGUUGGCCCCAAUCGACUUCGUAUCCCCCCACACCGCCAUCUUCCUCUUCUUGACUCUGCCUAUCGCUGCACUAUGUCUCGUUGUUCGAAGUACCCUUGGGGGACAUCGGUCCCGCCGGAUACUACCGUCCACGUCGCUGGAGAGUCUGGGCAUGGACAUGGACAAGGAGGUCGUGGGCCCCGAAUCCGCUCUGCCACGCGGCUGGCCGCAGACCUGGAUUUGUGUCGGCCACCGUGGCCGCUUUGUCAAGUCGGGCGACUAUCUCGCCCUCGAUCUUGCUGGCUUUCGCAUCUUCCUGAUCCUCAGCAAGGAUGGCGUCGUGCGUGCGUUCCACAACGUCUGUCGCCACCGUGCCUUUCCCAUCACCCGCAAGACGUCCGGAACCUCGACCGUCCUCGCCUGCCAGUAUCACGGCUGGACCUACAACACGCUGGGCCAGCUGACUAAUGCACCUCACUUUGAUCAGCUGCCGGGUUUUGCCAAAUCGCCAAACGGUUUGUUCGCCAUCCACACAAAGACGGACAGUCGCGGCUUUGUUCAUGUCAACUUGAGCGGUAGUCUCGAGGCAGGAGACAGCAAGGUCGAGGACGCCGAGAUCACCGGCCGACCGGUCCACAUCAACGGGUGCGCCCGGCUCAUCUACAGCUGGGAAGGCAAGGGGCAGUUCAACUGGAAGAUUGUGGGCGGAGCGAGUCCUCGGGCGACAUUUGUUAACGUGCCGGCCAGAGGCCUCCUCGCCCAGGCCCUCGCAGCAUGUGGCCUGGUUUCUACAACUACCGGCCAGCUGCAGUUCUUUCCACUUACGACAGUGCACACAAAAGUGGGCAGCCCUUUCUGGUACCAAAUUGUCUACUCGCCCGAAUCUCCUCAGAAAACUACUGUGCGAUGCGAUGUCUACACCACUCAGAAGACGGAUCCUUUGUGGCGCUUUGAGGAUGAGGCAAAAUUUCAUCUUGAAAACCACCUGCAACUUAUGCUAAAAAGUUAUGAGAACACAUACUCUGAACUCAGCAACUUUGUUCCCAAUUCGCCCAGGGACGGCAGAAGUCUUUUAUGUCAAGCUAUAACGUGUACCAACACCAAGUUAGAAUGGUGA
Molecule: messenger RNA, 1098 nt
Organism: Grosmannia clavigera kw1407
Lineage: Eukaryota; Fungi; Ascomycota; Sordariomycetes; Ophiostomatales; Ophiostomataceae
Product: iron-sulfur cluster-binding protein
Exons: 3
Coding region: 1-1098 (365 amino acids)
Molecular function (GO): 2 iron, 2 sulfur cluster binding
Source: RefSeq, a predicted model, not a curated record